Messenger RNA from Diversispora eburnea, 645 nucleotides. The record is from the annotation of a GenBank genome assembly. Lineage: Eukaryota; Fungi; Glomeromycota; Glomeromycetes; Diversisporales; Diversisporaceae.
AUGUAUUCUCCCAGUGGAAAUUUACGUACUUUUUUACAAGAAAAUCAUUCAAGGAUUAGUUGGAAUGAAAAAUUGAAAUUAUGUUCAGAUCUAGCCAACGGAAUAAAAUAUAUUCAUAGUUUUGGUAUAAUGCAUUUCGCUUUGCAUCCCAAUAAUAUUAUUUAUCACAAUUCAAGACUUUUAAUUUCAGAUUUAGGAAUUUCCAAAGUUCACAUAACCCCAUCUCUUCAAUAUCUUGAUACACUUAAAACAUCUUUAAUAUUACCUUAUCAUGAUCCAAAAUAUUUAAUUGAUCCAAUGAAUUUUCAACGUGAUAAGUCUUCGGAUAUUUAUACGUUAGGUUAUCGACCACAACCAACUGUUGAUACACCAUACGAUUAUGUAAUGUUGUAUAAAGAUUGUUGGAAAAUGGAACCUACGUCAAGAUCAAAUAUUGAAGAAAAAAGUGAUUUGAAGAUAAUGGGAGAAUACAAUGAUAAUAUUAAUAAUAAUAAAGAAAAGAUGAUGGAAAAAGAGAAAGAUAUAAUAAAUGAAGAUGGAGGAACAAAAAGUUCAAAAAGUAUUUAUUUCUCUCUGGAUACAACAACAACAACAUAUCCUACUAUGUCUUUAAAUAAUAAUAUUUUAAUCGAUGAAGAGGUAUGA